This is a messenger RNA of Polychytrium aggregatum, 1668 nucleotides long. Its product is annotated as Endoglycoceramidase. The transcript is spliced from 8 exons. Gene Ontology annotation, molecular function: hydrolase activity, hydrolyzing O-glycosyl compounds. Lineage: Eukaryota; Fungi; Chytridiomycota; Chytridiomycetes; Polychytriales. Bases 1 to 1668 code for a protein of 555 amino acids. The record is from RefSeq and is a predicted model, not a curated record. Gene Ontology annotation, biological process: carbohydrate metabolic process.
AUGCACUUCUCCAGGCCCCCAAUGUGUGUGCUGGCUCUUCUCGGUUUACUUCCAGCGGCACUCGCCAGUCCGCCCAAUUACAAUGACUUUGGGACCAACGGCACCUGGCUGUCGUGGCUCACCUCCAACGCAACCCGCCAGGCUUCGACCGUCAGUCCCAACUAUCAGAAUCAGUCCACCGAGCUCAUUUGGACAUUUUCGGGUUUCAACGCAAGCGCCAUCGAUCCCUUGGUCCGGGUCGGGCCGCAAAAGCUCAUCCUGGAUUCGAUGAAUCGACAGCGGCUGUUUCGGGGUGUCAAUGUCGUUUACAAGGCCUUUCCAUACUAUCCGCGGCUGGAUGCCUGGAAUGCCACCGAUUCCUUCACCGAAGACGAUGCCCACUUCCUGGCAGACGUGAAUCUCAACAUCAUACGCCUCGCGAUAAUGUGGUCCGGUGUGGAGCCAGAUCAAGGCAGCUACAACCAGUCGUACAUCGAUACUGUCAAGGGCAUUGUCGAGAUGUGUGCUCGAUACGGCAUCUAUGUGUUGCUGGAUCUCCAUCAGGACAUUUUGUCGGAAAAGAUCUGCGGCGAAGGACUGCCCGGCUGGGCGACGGACACUUCGUCAAGCGGGCUCGUACAGCCACCGCCCUUCCCGAUGCCGCUCCAGUGGGGCCCUUGGAGCGAUCCCAUCCCGACCUUGAAGGAAUGCAAGAGCCAUCCGUGGCCCAACUACCAGCUCACACCCGCGGCGGCCAAGGCAUACCAGAAUCUCUACGACAACAAGAACGGAUAUGCGGACGCCCUGGCAGCGUUUUGGAAGAAGGUUGCAUCCGAGUUCAAAAACUACACAAACGUUAUCGGAUACGACCUCCUGAAUGAGCCAUUUGCCGGCGAUUUAUGGGGCAAUCCAUUGGUGCUCGCGAUUGAGGGCUUUUCGGCACGCUACAACCUCCAGCCGCUAUACGAAAAGAUCCACAGGGCCAUCCGGAGUGUCGACACGGAAAAGUUUAUAUUCUUUGAGAGUCCUACGACGGACAACAACUACAAUGGCUUCACACAGCCUCCUGGCGGCUUUGCAUACGGAAAUCGGUCCAUCAUCAGCUACCACUACUAUCACCCGAUGCCCAACCGAUUCACUCUCGAUGUGCACAUUCAAAAGAGGCUUGCCGAUGCCGCUCGACUCAAUUGUGGCCUCAUGAUGACCGAGUUUGACAUUGCCAAGGCCAAUAUCGGCUUGCCUCAGCUGCUGGAUCACGCCGAUGCUGGCCUGCAGAGCUGGCUGGGGUGGGAGUACAAACGGCUCGUGCCCAUCACUGGAUUCGGCGACUCGUUCUUUAACGACACAACGGGGCUGCUGCAUCCUCGAACUGUGUCGGAGCUCUCGCGGACCUAUCCAUCCGCAACGGCAGGCAAUCUGAUCUCCUUCAACUUUCGGCGCUCGGAUGCCCAGUUCACAAUGACCUAUGCUGCGCGAUCCCAGAGCGUGGGCCAGCUGACGCUGAUCCAGGUCCAGCGCGCGGUACACUAUCCCAGCGGCGUCCGUGUCUCCAUCACCGGCCCGGCUGUGUGGAAAAACUGUGGCGAGAUCAGCAGCGUGAUCUCGGUUGCGACCACGGCUCUGGCGGUCGAUGGCUCCAUCAUCACCGUCACCAUCACGAACGAACCGCCGCUGGCGUGCCCGAGCUGA